GAUAACACCUUAGGCCUAUACCCAUAGAUAGCAGAGAAAAAAGAGACACUAUAUGAUUGUCAUGGAUGUUAUCAACACUGAGAAUUGAACAUGCAUCAGGAUGUUAGCUCCUCAAGCAAUCAACUAAAAACAUCAAAUAUUAACUUUUCCCAACCAUUCUCAAUAUGACAUGGUAUUAUAUAAUGCGUCUUCUUCGACAACGUCUCCGGGAUCUUGUCUUCCUGAUCAGUGCAAUCCUUGUCUUGUUUCUUUAUCUCUCUUGUCAAAAUACGAACAUUGAGAAUAGAGAAGGAUCAGAUAGUUUGAUGAUUAGUGAUGUUAAGAGCUUCCCUGCUAAGGAUCAUGGAGGAAUUGGAAAAAGAAAUGGAGAUAGAGUGGAAGGAUACAGAAAUAUUUUAGAAGGGAUAGAUUUCCUAGAUGAAGAUGUUGCUAUGUGGGGCAAAGAAGAAGACAAACCAUUGGAAGAAGGCACUGGAGAUAAAAUUGUUAGUGAAAGGAGCCCAUUGCUACUUCAUCUACAUGAGAUUGAAGAUUCAAGAGAUUUGAGGUUUCAAGAUGCAGCAAAGGUAGCUGUUGUAAGAGGAGAAGAUGAUGUUAUUAAACGAGAUCUUCCUUUCUACAAAGAUGCUUUAGAGAAGGAGGGUUUUAAUAUCAUUCUUCAAGAAGAUGAGGAUGACAUCAAAGUCCUUGAGGAGAUGAAAACAAAUGCAAACUCUGGUGAUAAAGACUGGGAAGGCUGGAUGAUAUUACUGUGUUUAUCUCUGGGUGAGGCUGAUGAGACUGGGUGCCUUCAGAGGUCAUCUUUAUCUAAAUUAGACAAACAUCAAAAGCUUUCAGUAAUUCUUCAGAAAAGAGAGUUUUUAAUUAAUAGAAUACCAGGAAUGAAAGAUGUUCUUUGGAGGAAGGAUGCUUUCUGUUAUACUACAAAUGAAGCUCGUAAGAUUCCAAGUGUAAGAAGAAGUGAUGUUGCUCCAAUGUGUUGGGUAUUACCAGCACAGUUUGAUGAGUUUAUGAUGACAGCUGAUGCUAUGGGUAGUGAUGUAAGAUGGGUCUUUAAACCAACAGUUGGUGGGAUACAGGUCCUUCAACCAACAAGAGAUAAAGAUUAUGAAAGAAUUAAGCAAUAUCGUAGUGAAAGAGCAGUUGUGCAGCAGUACAUACCCAAUCCUCUUCUUAUAUUUGGUUCACCUAUUAAUAUUCGUGCAUAUGUGUUAGUGACAUCAAUCAAUCCAUUGAGAGCUUAUAUUCAUUCUCAAGGAUUAGUAUUCUUCAGACAUGAUUACCAGAAAGGAUUUAGCAAGAUUCCAAGCAGAACAUGGUCCUUAUCUCAAUUCCGACAGUAUUUAUUACAAAGCUAUGGAUCUGAGGUCGCUUACACAGCAUUUCAGAACCUUGAUACUGUGAUAACAGAAACACUUCUUGUAUCAGAGCCAUCACUGGUUACUGAUUUCUCACAGUUCUUCCACCCUUGGGAACAGCCAUAUAGAUGUUCACAUUGUUUCCAACUCCUUGGGUUUGACAUCAUUUUCAAUUCUACAUUUCAUCCCAUUAUUAUAGAGGUGACUGGGCAACCUCAUCUUCAGUUUAGUGAUGCUGAUCAACAAUGGAAUAGUAAUAUCAUCAAACAAACAACUGUAGAUGAGUCUAUAUCAUUACUAUUUUCUACUAAGAGAGUUGCAAGACAUGUCUCAGAUGUACUUGAUAAGCUUCAUAUUGGAAUUCAGAGAUUUGGAUGCAAUAAAACCAAGUUCUGUUUGACUGAUGGAGAUCUAGACUUCUUACUAAUAUCAAGAAGAGAGCAACUUUCUAUGGGGAGCUUUAAACCACUGUACCCGUCAGCAGACAUUUGGAAGUAUAACCAUCUCAUCCAAGAAAUAGAACAUUUGAAAUCAUCUCAAAUCAGACAAGAUGAUACCUUAUCUCCUCCUCCUAUUACUCAUUCUACAAGAGAGCUUCAUCCUAUACUUGUUGCUAUGGAAACCAUGUAUCAUCAGGCAGACAGGGAAGUGUUGGAUGAAUUAAGAGAUGAUGGUGGUAUACUAGUCAAGAAUAUACAUGGUCUUGAUCAAAGAAGAAGUGAAAUGAAAGGACCAAGGUGUAGUGAAGAUCCCAGUACCAUGCACUUACUCUCUUCCAUCAGAACCUGGCCAUUUCUAAACAUGACCUUUGACCCUCAGCAGACUGAAUAUUAUAUCGAGGUUGCUUAUGAUCAGAUAGUAAUACAGAUUGGAGCAUAUGCAAUGAGCUGUGAUUGUGAGGCUAGGUUAGAAGACAAGUAUGGAGUAGCAAGGCCUGUGAAUUUUACUGUGGGUCUUGGAAAGAAUCGUAUCAGCAUCUUUGUAGUAGACAUCACCCAUUCAACACCAUGGGUCCUUGGUGAAUAUACUCUUUAUAUACAAAGACAUCACUACAGGACCAAUUUGAUAUCCCUUGAUGUUGAAGAUAGACAAGCUGUCUGUACACUAGUCCAGGACUGUAAUUUAUCAUAUCUUUCCCAUCAUACAUGUGGGCUGAGACUUCUUGUUGAUGUGAGCUGGUCAGAGGUUGUAACCAAGGCAACCAGUCUACCUUUUUGUACCAGUGGCAGUGCACCAGGUCAGUGGCUUGUUCCAUGUGAGAAGUGUUCUGAUGAAAGAUCUUGUGACUGGGAUAAAGCUAAAUGGCAGCCACAUGAUUGUCAGCAUAGAGAAUUCAGCCAAUCAGAAGUCAAACAAUGCUUGGCUGGCAAGAAGCUUUUAUUCAUCGGUGACUCUACUAACCGAGGAAUAAUGUAUUAUCUGAUAGAGAGAAUGAAUAGCUCCCUCUAUCAGUCUGAUAAAACACAUGACACCAAGCUCUAUACAGACCUCAAUGACAAGCAGACAUCAGCUAGUUUUUCUUACUAUCCUCAAUUCUGGUUACCUAUGAAUGAGAGACCUGUAUUUGAGAUGACCUUUAAUCAUCUUCUAAGGAUUGCAGGUCCAUUAUCAAAUGAUUCUAAUACUGUUCUAAUAAUGGGAGGUGUUCAUUGGAUGGCUAUACAUCAUCUUACUGUCAUACAGGAUGUAUUACACAGGAGUGGAUUGAUUGGUAUCAAGAAGUUAGUGAAGAGUUUAGGCGCUGGAUUUCAUCAACCUGUCGAUGGGAUUCAUUGUCUUACUCUAGCUGAGCAGAGGAAAGUAUUACUUCAUAACCAAGGGCUACAACAAGCUGCAUUUAGGAUGGGAUACAGUUUUAUAGAUACAUUCAACAUGACCAUGUCAAGAUACAAGGAUUUCUUAGAAGGAAAGUGUGCUUGCCAUUUUCAUAAGGUUGAAGAGAUUGACAUUCAGAAAUCACAAGGUCAUCCAGAUCUAGAGAAGAUUGAAGGUCAUGGCAUGACUGGGCGAUAUCAUGUGACUGGUCAUAUUAAUGCAAUAUAUUCUGAGAUCUUACUUGCACAGAUAUGUGAAGUGGGAUGACCUGAUAGAUUGAGGUCAAAGUUCACAUGAAGGAGUCUCAUAAACUUUUUCAAGGUUAGGACAAUAACCUACUAUUGGACAUAGAGGACAUAUUGAACUAUCUUUGUGACAUGUCCAAGUUCAACAGAUGCGUUAAUCUUUUAUUUUUUUCCCUUUUUGUCAAAUGUAAAUGGCAUUUAAAUAUGAUUCCAAGAAUGAUUUGUUUCCAAAUAUUUAGGCCCAUAUCCUGAAGCCCAGUUCAGCUUAGGCCAUGGUUUAACUUUGUGUUAUUUAUUUUAUAUUGGAUUAUUCUUAUAUAUACUAUCUUCUUUCCCCGUGUAUUAAUGGUGAAGAUAUAAUUUAGUUAUCCAAACAAAGUUUUGUGUGAAUUGAGCACCAAAUGUGCAGAUGAAUUUAACCUGUACUGUUUACAGAUUCAUGUCUUAGUUAGCCUAAUGUUUCAAAUGGAUGCUGUAUUUGAGUAUCAAUUUCAAUUUUAUUGCACAGUUACAUCUCAGUUCCUUUUAUUUUAUUAUGUGUUGUAUCUCAUGUAUUUCAAAAGCUAGUGAAUUAGCUGUAACCAGCUAAGAGAAAAAAAAAUGUGUAUAUGAAAAAAGAAGAAAUCAUAAAUAAGAUAUGAAAUAGAGAGAGAGCAUAGAUGAAUAAAGAGAGAGAGAGAGAGGGGGGGGGGGAAGGAGGAGAUAGAAACGGAGAAAGAGACACUCACAUAUAUGCACAUGUUUUUAUUUGAAAGGGGGGAGACUAUGGGGAGGGAAGCUGGAGGAAGGAGAUGGAAUGCAAAGUGCAAUGACUAAGUAGUAUUGAGAUCAACUUAUUUUCUGCAUAUCUUUGGCUCACAUGAUUUGGAUGCUUAGGGCUUAAUACAUGUAUGCUUGAAAUCCAGAUAAUUGAACAACCAUUUACCAGUGGAUUUUAUCAUUGCAUGCAAGAUCAUUUAUAACAUAACUGAUCACGUCCACAUUGUGAUAGAAAGCCAUCUCCAAAUGUCUCAAAUUUUGAUCAAAUAGAAAUAUAUCAUGUGCUCCAGACCAGAUACAUCUCCUUAUUAACGUAUAUUAUUAAUGUUACUUAAAAUAUCAAUAGAAAAAUAAGAAUCAUUAUUGUUCAGUUUUAUCUCAUUUUGUUUUAUUUUGCUGUAUGUGCUUUACUUCGCUGUAUGAAUAUUAUUGCCAAUCAAUUUGACCUUUGAUUUCAUUUGAUAUAAAGCUACCCAUGAAUGAAUACAAUCUUGUUAUUGAAAAAUAAGCUUUUUCAGUACAAUUUUUUUAUAAAGUCAUUAAUUAUUAAUAUCUAUUCCUGUUUGAUAUGGAAUUAUAUUAACAUAGAGCUGUCAUUGACAGUAAAUAGGAUUUUCACCCUAGAUUUUUCAAACUUUUAAGAACACUUAUUUUUUGGUAUGUUUUUCAAAAUUGUAAAGAAAAAUAGGAUUUUAGGAUUGAAAAUAGGAUAAAAAGAAAUAAAAGAAAUCAUUUUUUUACAGCUCUUUAAAUCAAGAGUAUCCAACAGAAAUUCACUUUCGCUUUUAAAAUUUUGCUGGACAUUAGAUGAAAGUUUACAGAACUAUUUUCAUGGAAUUAUACAAUGGCAUGGAAAAUUGGGAAUUUUUUUUGUUUACUGAACUAAAACACUAUUAGCAUAGUCACAUAGAUUUUAUGAUUCAUGCAUUUUCUUCCCUCAUAGUGGUUUUACGAAAGCCGGAAAGGGCACAGAUCUAAUUUUCGAUUUUUUUUUUUUUUUCAUAUAUGUGAUAUUCAAUAGCCUGUCAUCCGUGCCUGUCAUUAACUCUUUCAGAAUAAAAAAUCCUUUUAUUUCAAGAAUAAGAGCAUAUUUGAAUAUCACACAAAACAGCAAAUACCUCUCCUUUGAAUUUAUGAAGUGGCAUAACCUAUUCUUUCUGUACUGUAUCAGUCUCCGGAAUUGCGUGCGGAGUUCAAUAACCUGACCUAGACAUUGCGCGUAUGCAGCAAGUAUGCAUUGAGUGAUAAAACAAACUGGCAAAAACCAUGGUUUGUGCCACUAAAAAACUAUGUGUAGGAUACGUGUGAUUUUAUGAAGUGGCACAAACCCCCUGAUUCUCAAAAAGUAAACAGUUUCUGAACUGCAUACCUGCGCUUCAUUAUAAAUAUCAAAAGAAUAAAUUUGAAUUGUGAAGAAAAUUUUGCGCAUUAUAAAAGGAUAAAAUGGGCAUAAAUAACUGCUCUGGUUUUUUUUCAAAGCGCAAAGUUAAGAGCGUCAAAAAAACACCCAAACUUUGAUUGCAAUUAUCUCAAAAUCAUGUUUUUGGAGACCAGCUGAAGUUUGUGCCAGUCUGUAAUAUCACUGAUGACAUUAUGCAUUUAUAAAAUAACAGAUACAUGUAUGAUGUGGUGGAUAAUAUUAAUUUUUGAUUAGGUAAAUCAG
Lytechinus pictus (painted urchin) is the source of this 5840-nucleotide messenger RNA. RefSeq names its product cadherin-like and PC-esterase domain-containing protein 1. Gene Ontology annotation, biological process: protein modification process. Bases 165 to 3440 code for a protein of 1091 amino acids. Lineage: Eukaryota; Metazoa; Echinodermata; Echinoidea; Temnopleuroida; Toxopneustidae. The record is from RefSeq and is a predicted model, not a curated record. The transcript is spliced from 20 exons.